AUGGACCCCGCGUGGGAACAUGAUCUGCGCGGCAUCCUGGACGAGGGCACGGUCGCGCAGCUGAAGCGCGAGCUGGCGGCGGCAGACGACAGCGACGACAUCGUGGAGGGGACCGACCUCUUCGGCGAGGAGGAGCCGCACGCUGCGGAAGGGUUGGGCAUCGGCGCCCUGAUCGCCGCGGCGCCCGCACUCGCCGGCCGCGUUGGGCCGACGUGCCCCGGCCGUACCGCUCUCCCUCCUGGUUCCGGGUCUUCGAGGUCGGCGGCCUCGCCCUGCCCGUCGUGCUCGGCGCCUCCGCCAGCGGCCACGGCGACGUCGUGUGGGCGCCGGCCCAGCAUUGCGCCGAGAUGGUCGCCAGCGGGGCCGCGGGAGCGCUCGUGGGCGGGCGCCUCGCGGGGCGCCGGGUCCUCGAGCCGAUCGGCGCGGGCGUGGGGCUGCCCUCCUGCGCGGCGCUGCAGCUCGGCGCGCGGGUGCUCGCCACCGACGCGCCCGAUGGGCAGAGGCUCCAGGCGCUGGCCACCUCGCUUGCGCUGA
This is a messenger RNA of Prorocentrum cordatum, 534 nucleotides long. NCBI's taxonomy places the organism in Eukaryota, Dinophyceae, Prorocentrales, Prorocentraceae. The record is from the annotation of a GenBank genome assembly.